CAAAACUACUAGAGGAUUACCAAAGCUUGUCUUUGCAUCCACGUGUUGCUUUGGUCAUUUAGUCCUCCUUUUGUUUUUAAAUGGCAUUUGUUGGAAGAACCCCCUUAUAGAGGACUGGAGUCAGCUACAGAACACACCUAUGGAUCCCAAAGAAGAUCUCAUGGACAGGGACAUCACUCUGACUGUACUGCUCCCAGGAGGACAGGAGACCACAGCCACAGUGCAUGGCAGUAAACCAGUUAUGGAUGUUCUGGUUACACUGUGUGCUCAACACCAUCUCGUUCCAUCAGAUCAUGUCAUUAAGCUUAUUUCCACAAAUCAAAACCACAUCAAUUUCAAACCCAGCUCCAUUAUUGGCUCUCUUGAAUUUGAAAGAGUUGUUCUGCAAACUAAAGGAAGUGAUAACAAGAAGAAACCUCAUGUUCCUGUGGCAACAGUUCGUCUUCUGAUAAACUACAAGAAGUCCCAUAAGGCAGUAGUACGGGUCAAUCCUACAGUGCCGCUGGCUGAACUGAUGCCCACAGUGUGUGAGAAGUGUGAGUUUGACCCUGAUGCCACCAUCUUACUGAGGACAUAUCAAUCAGAGGAACCUCUGGAUCUCACCAAAACACUCAAUGACUAUGGAAUCAGGGAGCUGUAUGCCAACGACAUUAAAGGUGGUGAUGAAGAACAGAAAUCCCCUGUUAAAGAAAAGAACCACAGGGAGAAGGGAGACAAAGGUUUCUUUGGAUUAUUCAAGAAGAACAAGAAAACACCUGAGCAGGCUGUGAUUGGCAGUGCUCCAAACUCUCCUGAAAGGAACGGUCAAUGUGCGGACAGGGUGAACGGUGUUAAUGGCCACUUAACCUUACCCAUGGUCAAUGCCGACAUGCCAAAGAAGAGACGCGCUCCACAGCCUCCUAUGACGGUGUCCCAGAGUGUCACUUGUGGACUUACCACCAGAGAUUUUUCAGACAUAUCAGAGAGUGACUCUACUGGAAAACAGGGUCAGCUCAGUCCUAUCUCUUCCACUGAGUCCUCCCUUAAAAGGACUAAACGGUGAACUCCGCCCCCACCAUCUGAUUCAGAUAACAAAGUAGAGGAAGCUCAAGGGGAUGACAAGAGUUCAGACAAAUACAGAGCUUGCAUUGCUGACCGCUGCCCUGCAAUUGCUAAAGUAAUGAGUGAACUUGCAGAAUCUCUGCAGGCACGGCAACAGAGAACCCUAUCUUCUGUAAAUUCUUCUAUAUCCCAGAAUCAGCUAGCAGAAGAUUCUUCUACAGGUUUGUUUUCUGAGCAUCACACCCCUGAGGCUGAGCUUAAGGCACUUUCUGGCUGUCAGCUGCUGAGAAACCCCUCUGAGAGAGAAGGUUUGACCACCUUCACUGUGGUUCCCCAGAGACGUCAGCAGAGCAGGCAGUGUUUUGAGGUGCCACUAACCUUACAGACACCCGACACUGCUAAAGCCGAACAAGAGCUGUGCCCUGGAGACCAAGAUGCUCUUGAGAUCCCCACCACAGAGAUUUUGGAAGCAGUCACAACUGAACCUUUCAGAAAUGCGUGCAAGCGUUCAGAUAAAAGUGAGCACUUAUUAGAGGUUCUACAUCUACAGCAUGUGAAGCAAGAGAAUCCAGCUUGUACAGAUGUAGAGAGUGAGAAUUUGGAACUUAAAGAUGAAGAGGACCAAUGUAUUCAUCUAGAAAACAUGGAGCUUGAGAGCUUAAAAUCACUCCAAAGAGGCCUCGGUGAUCUAGAACAUUUAGGCAGCACAAUGAACAAUCUAGAACUAAAAGACAGUUGGGCUAACCCUUCGAAACUUGCUGAUAGGUCACCAGUCAAUCCAAAUACACAUCUUGUGGAGCAAGAGGAGAUGGAAGAGCAUGCAUUGGUGGAAACUGGAGAAGAAAAGGAUUGGGUAGAAGAAUACAAAGAGAGGAGAAGGAAGUUUCUAGGUGGUGAUGAUGGUAUGAAAAAAUUAGAUGUUUGGGGAAGGAUUCAGAAAGAAUUUACGAACACGCAAGAAGAAAAAACAAUACAAGAAAUGGACUUCCCAUCACCUCCACCACCUGUCUGGUGGGAUGAGAAUAAUGGUGAAAAUGAAGAGGAUUCGAGCGAGCAAGAAAUGCAGACCUGUGAUGAAGACCUUGACCAAUGGGCAAACUUAGACUCAAAGCCCAAAUAUGCACCUUAUCCACAAUACGGCACACCAAAAGCCCACUCUCCCCAAACUAACACUGAUCUGAACAUCUCUAGGGCUUAAAACCAUUGCAGCUUUGAUCCUGAACCUCACAGAACUUCCUUUUUAUCUGAAUCACAUUCAAGCUUUGACCCCUACCCUCCUGCAACAGUGUCUCUUUUCGCCUUGGCUGUAUUUCAGAAGGCUAAGCGCUCCAAACCAGGGCUGGAUCCCAACUGCUCCAGGAGACGGAAGCUGCCCGUGCACACACACAGUAAUUGAUGGCCAGUCUGAAUAUGGCAGUGUUCAUUUGGCUUAAAUGUGGAGGAUGUUCUUCACCAGAAUGAACAGGAGGACACACUAUAUUAAACUACUAUAUUAAAACCGCUAUUUCUUAUCAUAAGAUUAUUUGAUUCUGUGUUUUGGCAUUAUGAAUAUUUUGGAUGAUGAAAAACAUUCAGAAAGAUUUACCUGUAUUUUCCUUUUUUUUUUUCUUCUUUUUUUUUCCUGACUGAUUUUCACAGAUCCUUUCAGAAAGUAGUAUUUUUCCAGCCUUUUAAUUGACUCAACAGGAACCUUAUUGUGCCAAGAGUAAACUUUGCCCCCACUGAAUAAACUUGGGGUAAAAACAUGCAUAUGUGCACAUUUUUGUAUAUUAAUGAAGGCUUAUAU
Messenger RNA from Sinocyclocheilus rhinocerous, 2827 nucleotides. RefSeq names its product protein cordon-bleu-like. Gene Ontology annotation, molecular function: actin monomer binding. The record is from RefSeq and is a predicted model, not a curated record. Gene Ontology annotation, biological process: signal transduction. Lineage: Eukaryota; Metazoa; Chordata; Actinopteri; Cypriniformes; Cyprinidae.